CAUCAAAGGAGACAUCAAUAUUUACGUUUUCAAUUGAAUUGUGCGAAAAAUCUCCUCUAAAAUCGAAUUUAACUGUAAAAUACCUCUCAAAACCUCAUAAAAUCCCAAAAUGCCCGGAGUUGAGAUGGCAAACGACCCGAAUGCGGAUCAAAAUAACGAACCAACGAUGUCGGGACCCGUCAAAUUCGGCUUAAUUUAUCCGCCGCCCGAAGUUCGGAACAUUGUCGAUAAAACGGCAAGUUUCGUCGCUCGAAACGGGCCCGAUUUUGAGGCUCGCAUCCGUCAAAACGAACUUGGCAAUCCGAAAUUCAAUUUUUUGAGUGCCGGCGAUCCGUAUCACGCGUACUAUCAGCACAAAGUCAAGGAAAUCCGCGAAGGAAAAGUCGCUGACACGCUUUCGUUGCCGUCGGGCAUUCAAAAGUUGUCGGUGCAAUCGCAGCAGAAGCAACAAGAACUUUUGAAGCAGGCGACGGAACAGCAAUUUGUGCCCAAGGAGCCUCCGCCAGAUUUUGAAUUUGUUGCUGAUCCGCCGUCGAUUUCGGCGCUUGAUUUGGACAUUGUAAAGCUAACAGCUCAAUUCGUCGCUCGUAACGGCAGAAAAUUCCUCACGGACUUAAUGAAUCGCGAACAACGCAACUACCAAUUCGACUUUUUGCGUCCUCAACACUCACUUUUCCAAUAUUUCACGAAACUUUUGGAGCAAUAUACGAAAAUUCUUGCUCCUCCCAUGAGUUUGUUGCCCAAAUUACGUCAAGAAUGCAUCGACGGACCCGAAAGUCGCAACAUCAUCUUGGAUAACGUGAAAUAUCGCGCCAAUUGGCAAAAAUUCCAAGAAGCCACACGCCGUUUGGAAGAAGAAAAAGUCGAACGGGAACGAGUUGCGUACGCCCAAAUCGACUGGCAUGACUUUGUCGUUGUCGAAGUCGUGGAUUAUCAACCGUUCGAGCAUGGAAACUUUCCGCCGCCCACGACACCGAAAGAAGUUGGUGCUCGUGUCUUGAUGGAAGAGCGAAUUGCCGAAGGAGGACCUGCUGAAGUCGAAAUGCAACUGGAAUCGGAUUCGGAGGAUGAUGGCGCGAACGAAAAUGCUCGUCAUGCGAACGUGAAAUUGUCGCAAAUGGAAAAUCGCGUCGGGCAAAAGGACAAUACGCAAGUUCAGGACAUGGAUGAAGCUUCAAGCGGUGAUGAGGUCCCAAAACAAGCUGCUCCAAUCAUGCCUCCGCGCUUGGAUAACGUCGUCGUGAAGAAAUACGACCCGAAACAAAGCGCAAAAAUCGCCAAACCUCCCGUCACGGACGAAUAUCUCAUUUCGCCGAUCACGGGAGAACGCAUCCCGGCGUCAAAAGUUGCCGAGCACAUGCGAAUUGGCUUGCUGGAUCCCCGUUGGGUCGAACAACGCGACAAACACAUUGAAAAAGUCGCGCAGGAAAAUGUUUAUGCGCCCGGCGCUGCAAUCGAGGCGAGUUUGAAGCAACUUGCCGAACGUCGUACGGAUAUUUUCGGUGUUGGCGACGAAGAAGCUGCGAUCGGUAAGAAAUUGGGCGAAGAAGAAGUCAAAAAGGAUGAUCGUGUCACGUGGGAUGGACACACUUCGAGUGUUGAAGCAGCAACGAGAGCAGCGCGUGCGAAUAUUUCGAUCGAGGAUCAAAUUCAUCAAAUUCACAAAGUCAAGGGAUUGAUUCCGGAUGAGGAAAAGGAGAAAAUUGGACCGAAACCUGUGCAAAUUCAGCAUCAGCAACAAUAUCAACCGCCGCAGCAUCAACAGCAGCAGCAACAACAAAGACAACCUCCGCCGAGACCUCAGAUGCCGAUUCCCGGGCAUGUAGCGCCUGUUAUGCAAAAACCGAUUCCGGGCAAUGCGGCGCCCAUUCAACGAGAUUUGGUGCAUCAUACAGCGCCGCAAAUUGCUCCUCCGGUACCCGUUAUGAUGCCUGUUAUGCCAAUGAGACCAAUGAUUCCUCCUCCCUUCCCGAUGGGAUUCCCCGGCGGCGCUCCUCCAAACAUGCCCGGAGGCCCAAGACCCGUCAUGAUACCCGGAAUGCCUCCUGUUCCCAUGGAAGCUCCUCAAUUCGACGAAUCUGAGCCGCCAAAUAAACGCGCCCGAACUGAAGACAAUUUAGUUCCCGAAGCGGAAUUCUUGCAACGACACAAUGGCAACAUAACGAUCCAAGUACAAGUUCCUCAACAAACGGAAAAGGCGUCGAACGAAUGGAAGUUGAAUGGACAACUAAUUUCUGUCUCGCUCGCACUCACAGACACAAUUGCCGCUCUAAAAUCGAAAUUGCAAGACGAAAUUGGCAUGCCACCCGCCAAGCAGAAACUCAUUUACGAAGGAAUGUUCUUCAAGGAUAACAAUUCGUGCGCUUUCUACAAUUUGUUGUCCGGAGCGACGAUUAAUUUGCAAGUCAAAGAGCGUGGAGGAAGGAAAAAGUAAAAAAAAAACAAGGAGAAUAAUUGUGAAAAUUUUUAAUUUUAUUUUAAAAUCAUUUAAUAUCAACGGAUUAGAGACUUAGAGUAUAAAAGUUUUAAAAUUUCUCUUGACGACUUGACUUGAAAUUAAAAUUUAAAAACUAAUAAAAUUGCACUAUACAUAAAAUUAUUAACUUGAGUCUGGUUGAAUUUUAUUCAUUCAUGGUUAUUAAGGUUGAUGCAAUG
Molecule: messenger RNA, 2655 nt
Organism: Culicoides brevitarsis
Lineage: Eukaryota; Metazoa; Arthropoda; Insecta; Diptera; Ceratopogonidae
Gene: Sf3a1
Product: splicing factor 3A subunit 1
Exons: 4
Coding region: 110-2434 (774 amino acids)
Biological process (GO): mRNA cis splicing, via spliceosome; regulation of alternative mRNA splicing, via spliceosome
Cellular component (GO): U2 snRNP; U2-type prespliceosome; catalytic step 2 spliceosome
Molecular function (GO): RNA binding; protein binding
Source: RefSeq, a predicted model, not a curated record